CAACAACUCUGUGACCCGACCUGUUGCCUCCGGACGAACGACCAUAGCACGUCAGUCCUGAUCAAGCAAGCUGCUCAUGUGUAUUUCUCGUCGCAACAUUGUCAGGCACCAAAUUGACCCCGACCUCGAAGCGCAGGCAAGCACGAUCGACCCCAACGCCCAAUCAAAACCCGUCCAACUGCUCGACCAGUUCGAUCAGGGAUACUCAACGUUUCUCCAAGUCAAAGUAUCGCCUGCCUACAACAUUCGCAAUGUCCAACUUUGCUUCGACCUCUUCUCGAUCUCAGCUGCCUCCGAAACAAGUGGAGAUGCUGGAACCGCUAGCCUGGAAACCUGAGCCGCUGAGGGAUACUCUACUGCGUGGAAUGUUUGCGGGUGAUUGGGCCGAUGAAGACACUGUCAAUUUUCUCGUCUCUUCUUACAUAGUCUUUUCCAAUCUCAAGCAAAUCAUCCAGCCUCAGUCUAGCGCGCGCGACGAAGCCUUUUCCAGCAGAUCCUCCUUUCUGGGAGCGGCCUCUCACUCACGUCAAACAGUCUCGAUUACAGCCGAGACCAUCUCUCGCCUGUCUAGAGUAUCCACCAACCUUUACUCCCGCGAUCUGACCACAUUUCAGAGGCGGUUGGGAAGCAGGCUAGAAGAGCUAUCGGAGUUGACUUCUUCCAAUGCCACUUCGAACGAGACGAGAAAGGAAUUAAAGGCGGAGCUGGAAGGCCUGAGGCGAAGAGCUAGCUGCUGCGCGGAAGCGAGACAGAUCCUCUCGCUGGCUACGACGAUGUAUCUGCCACAGGACGGAGAAGGCAUGGGAAUCGUCGGGGAGGAGCUGCUCAAUUGGGUGAACAUCAUCGAUCCAGCUCCUUCCACUGAGGAAGGAAGGCUAGUCAUUUCGUCUGCCGUGCCUUACGAGCACGCUCAAUACUGGGACUACCUUCUCCGACUCACCAUCAGAGGAUUCAACAAGAGCGCAGCUACACUGCUGCGUAGUCUGUCAACUCACCAAUCGUCCACCAUCGCUCGCCUCUCCGUAGAGGUGGCAGAGCUGUUCGACACCCUUCCACGCUCCACCAGCUUUGGUACGGAAAGGCAAUUUGUCAACACUCGAAGGAGCUGGGUGCUCGGUGUUCGAGCUCUGCUCUCCAGACUCGAAAAGGACAUGGAUCGAGCCGAAUUGGAACUGGCUGGCGGUGCGGACGAAGCCGAAGGUGAAGCGUCUGGAGGCAGCGGUAGAUUCGAUGCAUCAAAGAAACGAGCAAGCUUCUCCAGCGAAGAAGCUGAAGAUGCCAGGCUGGAGUAUGAAGCGCAAUUCAGGUGCUUGUUGGAAAUAGUGGCGGGUGUGGCGGGCAGAACAUUCGAAGCUUGUCAAGAUUGGAAAGAAGCUCUGGGCGCUUGGGGAGUGUAUGUGCUUCCCACCAUGCGCAGGGAGAAUGUGCCCGAGACUAUGCGGCAAAUUCUCAAAGAGUUGCCCAUCGAUCAGGCGUCGGAUGGCGAAAGUUUGCUGUCCUUAAUAGCAGGCGGUGAGACCAGCCAGCUGGUUCAAAAACUUUUGCAGUACGACGCUUGGCUCGCCGUGCACCUCAUUGAUCUUCUCGACAAGGCGGGCAUCGCAGAUGACGAGACCGCGCGGGGCAUUGCGAUUGAGCAAUACGCAGAGACUCUUUUGGACGAUUCGGGUCUUUGGCGCCUGUCUGUGGACUAUCUCGGCUGCAUUUUAUCUGCCGAGCAGUCUUUACCCCUAUCAGCGACAGAGCGCAUCCGCGUCCGUAUGCGAGACAUCAUUCUCUCGGUACCUCUGGACGAGUCCAAGUCGUCCUCGACUACUACAGAUGCCAUUUACAAUUCUCGGCUAUCACUCAAGACACUAGCAGAGUUGGAAGGGGAACGAGCGCAAGAGGAGAUGGAUGAGGACUCGGACGAUCCGGAUGCUGCGAAGGAGAGAAGAGCACAACGGGCGAAAGAAGAGAGUGAGAAGAGGGGCAACGCGUUCGCUAGGGAAGUGGAGCAGGUGCUCGGCGCAUGUGUGGCUCACAGACUUGAGGGUGAGGCCCGAGCUGUGUGCAAAAGGGUGGCCAAGCACAAAGCCGCUUCGGGCCAGUAUGGACUGGCUAUAGCGUACUGCGUUCGGGCGGGUGACGCGCGUCAAGUCAGACGUAUCGCGGAUGCCAUCCUUGAAGAAUACGUGAUCAGAGGAGCAGACGUGUUUUGCAAAUUGGUGGACGACAUCCCUAGAAGUCUUUUGGAUGGUCUGCCCACCUCGAAGAGCAACGAGAAGGUGGACGCCCAAGAUGAAAAUGUGGAAUUGAAUGAGGAGUACGGAUCCGGAAGAAGCUUGAUCUCCGGUAGGCUGGCGUUCCUGGCCAGGUAUCGAGACUUUCAUCACCUAUACGCCGAGAGAAGACUGAGAGAAGCUGCAGAGUUGCUCGUCUUGCUCCUCACAAGCAAUGUGGCCCCAGAGCGCUUUUGGGCAGUCUUGAUCAUCGAUGCCAUACCAUUGCUCGAGAGCGAGGAGAACUUGUUCACUACCGAGGAGACAUUCGAUCUCUUGCGUGUCGUGGAACAAAUCUUAUCUAGCAUCAGCGGACCUGGCGCCAGUGCCGACACGCAGCACUUUUUGGGUUACGUAGAGAGGCUCCUCUCUCCUGCCGAGUCAGUGACGGAAACAGCCGCGCUUCGGCGAGACCUCGCCGACAUUGAUGUCGAUGCUGCUAAACAAAGGCUAGACGUGGCAAGGUUCGGAUUGGCUCGCCAGCUCGCUCGCAAUUGCGGCGCGGGCGGACCACUGCUUUGAGAUUUCGGGGGAAUCGAGGUGCAUUCGCAAAGCAAGUAUAACAAUCUCAAAAAUACAAUAAUGUCACCC
Molecule: messenger RNA, 2852 nt
Organism: Ceraceosorus guamensis
Lineage: Eukaryota; Fungi; Basidiomycota; Exobasidiomycetes; Ceraceosorales; Ceraceosoraceae
Exons: 8
Coding region: 252-2783 (843 amino acids)
Biological process (GO): positive regulation of DNA-templated transcription; mRNA export from nucleus; protein import into nucleus
Cellular component (GO): nuclear pore outer ring
Molecular function (GO): structural constituent of nuclear pore
Source: RefSeq, a predicted model, not a curated record